This is a messenger RNA of Neopsephotus bourkii (Bourke's parrot), 3200 nucleotides long. It is a transcript of the gene GALNT3, whose product is annotated as polypeptide N-acetylgalactosaminyltransferase 3. NCBI's taxonomy places the organism in Eukaryota, Metazoa, Chordata, Aves, Psittaciformes, Psittacidae. Bases 105 to 2003 code for a protein of 632 amino acids. The transcript is spliced from 10 exons. Gene Ontology annotation, cellular component: Golgi apparatus. The record is from RefSeq and is a predicted model, not a curated record.
UUUGUUUUAAUUUACAGGUAUUGUUAUUUCAAGAAAUGCUGUGACUUACUUGAAGAACAUCAUUCACAGGAACUUUUGUCUUGUGAUAUUUUUUUAAAACUAGAAUGGCUUUGAAAAAAACACCUAAACUAUUCAAGAAAUUUUUUUUUCACUGGAAACUUUGGAAGUUUAGCAUCAUUGUGUUUGUCUUUCUGGUAUUUUUAUUUUUAUUGCAAAAAGAAGUGGGUGUUCAAGAUUUUAAAGAUGAAGCAGGGAUUGAGCCAGUUGUUGGAAAGAAAAGUCAUGUGUUAGGUCUUAUGUUAAAUGCUAUGAACAAUAUCAAAGGUGCAAAGCCAAAAAUGCAAAUAAAAGCACCUGUUAGGCAAACUAAGAUUCCUGGAGAGAGACACUGUUUGCCAGGAUACUAUACUGCAGUGGAACUAAAACCCUUUCUAGAUCGACCCCUUCAAGAUCCUAAUGCACCUGGAGCUUCUGGUAAAGCAUUUAAAACCGUCAACUUAAAUUCAGACGAACAGAAAGAAAAACAACGUGGAGAAGAAAAACACUGUUUUAAUGCAUUUGCAAGUGAUAGGAUUUCUUUACACCGAGAUCUUGGACCAGACACUCGACCUCCUGAAUGUAUUGAACAAAAGUUUAAGCGUUGCCCGCCGUUGCCAACCACAAGUAUUAUAAUAGUUUUUCAUAAUGAAGCAUGGUCCACUCUUCUCAGAACUGUUCACAGUGUGAUGUAUACAUCUCCUGCAGUACUGCUAAAGGAGAUUAUUUUGGUGGAUGAUGCCAGUGUAGAUGAAUACUUGCAUGAUAAGCUAGAUGAAUAUGUGAAACAAUUUCAAAUAGUUAAAGUAGUUCGUCAAAAGGAAAGAAAAGGUCUAAUCACUGCACGAUUGUUGGGAGCUUCAGUAGCAACAGGAGAGACCCUUACCUUUCUGGAUGCUCAUUGUGAAUGCUUUUAUGGCUGGUUGGAGCCUUUACUGGCAAGAAUAGCCGAGAACCCUGUAGCUGUUGUGAGCCCUGAUAUUGCUUCUAUAGAUCUCAACACUUUUGAAUUCAGUAAACCAUCUCCUUAUGGGCAUAGCCACAACAGAGGAAAUUUUGAUUGGAGUUUGUCAUUUGGAUGGGAAUCUCUUCCAAAGCAUGAAAAUAAAAGAAGAAAAGAUGAAACCUAUCCAAUUAGAACACCUACUUUUGCUGGAGGUCUCUUUUCAAUAUCAAAAGCCUACUUUGAGCACAUUGGAAGCUAUGAUGAAGAAAUGGAAAUAUGGGGAGGUGAAAAUAUAGAAAUGUCUUUCAGAGUAUGGCAAUGUGGUGGACAGUUGGAGAUCAUGCCUUGCUCUGUUGUUGGCCAUGUCUUUCGCAGCAAGAGCCCCCAUACUUUCCCAAAAGGUACCCAAGUGAUCACACGUAAUCAAGUCCGCCUUGCAGAAGUGUGGAUGGAUGAAUAUAAAGAAAUAUUUUAUCGAAGAAACACAGAGGCAGCAAAAAUUGUGAAACAAAAAACAUUUGGAGACAUCUCAAAAAGGCUCGAGUUAAGGCAACGUCUGCAGUGUAAAAAUUUUACCUGGUAUCUCAGUAAUAUUUAUCCAGAAGCAUAUGUGCCAGACCUGAACCCUUUAUUUUCUGGAUAUCUAAAAAAUCUAGGUAACCGCAUGUGUCUGGAUGUUGGUGAAAACAACCAUGGUGGCAAACCAUUGAUUAUGUAUUCUUGUCAUGGACUUGGAGGAAAUCAGUACUUUGAAUAUUCUGCACACCAUGAAAUUCGACAUAACAUUCAGAAGGAGCUUUGCCUGUAUGCGUCUAAAGGACCCGUGCAGCUUCGUGAAUGUAACUACAAAGGCCAGAAAACCUUUGCUGUUGGAGAAGAGCAAUGGCUGCAUCAAAAGGAUCAAACUCUGUACAAUGCAGCACUACAUGUGUGCCUUACAGGGAAUGGAGAGCAUCCAAGUUUGGCAUCCUGUAAUCCAUCGGACCCCUUCCAGAAAUGGAUCUUUGGCCAGAACAAUUAAUACUUGAUAUUUAUAGGCAGGAAGAUUUAUUUAAAAAUCCCUUCUAAACUGUGAUUCAUAUACAUAUACUGCAUUUUUAAGUGAUGCAAAAUGUUUAAACAGUUUCUUUUUCCUCUUAUUUAAGGUGGUUAAAAAAUGUGUCAUCACAGAUUCCCUAGGAGUCUGUUAUACCAAAGAUGAUGAGAUUCCAAUUAAGAAAAAUGUUUACAAUAUUUCUAGGAUAAGACUUUAUAUAUUGACCACUGAUUUAUGGAUUCUAUUAGUCCUUUUUCACCCUUGGGACCAUAGGAAUAUCAUUUUUCCACAUAUUGUGACUCCUUCUGAGGAAGACUAGUUUUCUCUGUAGAGUUAUGAGAAAUGGAAUACUGCUUAAAAAACGACACUUUAUGUAUAUUUUUAUGCUUGAUUAACUUCAUUUAUUUUUUAAUCAUCUACUCAGUGAACCUUUCCCAGCAUUUUUUAUGUUCUGUCACUUGAAAAUUAAAUAUUUCACCUUCAGGUUAAAGCCAAAUAGGCUGCCACACUGUGCUCAGCUUCUAGCAAGUCAGUUCUUCAUUUGUGGAAGAUAAUAAUAAUUCUCAAUGAAAUGUAUGAUUUUCUUCAUGGAGAAUUUGUUUAUUCUGAUAUUAAUCUCCUUUUGUUUAGCCAAAAUGUUUUGUAUAGAUCCUUUUGUAUUUAAUAAACUUUACAAUUUAUGAAGUUAUAUUGUAAUGGAUUUCUGAGAUGCUUAACAUAAACGCAUUUUCUUAGCAUUUUAUUAUUGUUUUUAAAUCACGUUAUCUAGUAACUCCACUUUUUUUCAUUUAAACAAUGUUUACCUAAGAAGUUUCUAAUAUUACCCAUACAUAAUUUCUGGUGUAAAAACUUGCAUGUUGAUUUUUUUUCUUGUUGCUGUUUCCUCUUUUACAAAGUAUUGACCUCAGUUUUAUCAGUCCAAGUGAGACCUUGGCCUUUUGUAUGAAAUACUGUAUUCUUGUAAACAUCCACAACCAGACUUCCCUAGAUCAUGUGGAGCUAUGACUUCAUAAAUAGCAUUACUUUAAGUAUUUUAUUUACAUUUGUUUGUCCUACUGGAUGCAUAGGUGUUAAACACCCUCCAGUUAGUCCUCCAUUGCAAUUGCCAAUCAUGCCUAUUUUCUGACUGUGGUUAUCUGAGGCCAGAAAGAGGCAACUUUUCUGCACAGAAAUGUGCUUUUU